Molecule: messenger RNA, 613 nt
Organism: Rubroshorea leprosula
Lineage: Eukaryota; Viridiplantae; Streptophyta; Magnoliopsida; Malvales; Dipterocarpaceae
Source: the annotation of a GenBank genome assembly
GCCAAACUUUCUACAGUGUUUGUGUGAGUGAUUUGCAUGACACAUUUUCGACUUCAAAACUCAUUCUGCACUAUCGAAAUCAGGUAACUUAUGAACUUUUGUAAUUCAAGCUCUAGUGGUGAAUUUUAUUGUCCUCUCACCAUUUCUGAUUUAGAUUUAAGCCCUCUUAAAGAGGUUAGGGUUAAGAGCGAGAGUGAUAUUGUGCGUGAGUUAGAGUUUUUUGAAGAUCCUGACUGCAUCCCUCCUCAUACUCUGUGCAGUGAAAGUUACGAGACCGAGGAGAUGUCUUUUGAAGAAACAUUGAGCAUUGGGGGGAACGAGGAACUAAGGAUGUUAGAGUACAAUGAUAUAAGCAUCGAGAGUGAAUCGUCUGGGUCUAAGCGGACAGAGGGAAGGGUAGGGAGAAAUGAGGUUGUUAAGGUUGGGGCAGAAGAAGUGCCUGUUAAUAUAUUGGAAGUGGGAGAUAGGAGUGAUAAGUGUUAUGAUAGUGGGGCAUAGGGGUGGGCAUCGGUUCGGUUCGGUUGGAACCGAACCAGAAUUGACGAUUUUAAUCGGUUGUUUAUUUUGUGAAAUAACAACCAAAAAUCGAACCGAAUAAUAUUUCAGUUUUUUG